GGAAUAAUCGGUAGAAAUAUAAUACUGCAGUGAAUUUGCCGAAAAAUUGGUUUUAAAUAGCACUGAAAGCUAUUCUCCAUUAUGUCGUUGUUUGGAAUGUUGGGAGAUCUCGAGGAUGAUCCUAUUUUCGGUCAUCAAAUGCGUGCGAUGCGCCAAAUGAACAACAUGAUGAACUCGUUGAUUGCUAACCCGUUUGGAAUGUUCGGUGCGUUGGAUCACAUUGCUGGACCAUCGCUGGUUGGACCUCGUGGAGGAUCUCAGCUGAUGGCAAUGCAACAUCCAAAUAUGCAUAUGAACCGGCUGUUGAACAACAACGAUGGAACACUAUACAGCUCCAGUAGUGUUUAUUCGAUGACUUCAGGACCGGAUGGACCGCAGGUGUACCAAGCUACUUCUAGCACUCGCGCCGGACCGGGAGGAAUAAAGGAGACACGCAAGACGGUGCAAGACAGCCGCAGUGGAACAAAGAAAAUGGCCAUCGGACAUCAUAUUGGCGAACGUGCACAUAUCAUCGAAAGAGAGCAAAAUGUACGCACUGGCCAACAUGAGGAACGUCAGGAUUACAUCAAUCUGGAUGACGAGGAUGCAGAGGAUUUUGAUCGCGAGUUUCAAACCAAAGCGCGCAGCACAAUGCGCAUAGCGGGUGGUCGUCGGCCUGCUCUUCAAAUCGAAGAACUGCCUUCUAAUCAGCCUAACCCGCCGCAUAUCCGUGCUAUCGCAAACACUCCGUACAAUGUGACUUUGCCGACGGAGGAGAGUAGUGCUCAAUACCAACAUCAUUCGUCAUCGCCGUCGUCGGUGGCUUCGUCCUCAGCCCAUCGUAAUCGCAUUACCGGUGCUCCUGCUGCCCCAACGGUGACGCCACGUAGGGCAAUUCGAUCACCGGCUUCGUCCCCGCUCGCGAUGCCACCCUCAACUGGAGCCGGUCACAUUACUACAAGUGUUCACCCGCACCCAUACAGCAUGACCGGCAGGAAGAAUCGUGCCAUCAAGGGGCCGUCGUCUUCUCCCUAUCACCAAUAAAUCGUCCUCUCCAGGGUGAGAAGCCAAAUAGCCACACGAGAAGGAUCUCUACUCGCUAUAUGACAAAUCGGACAACACGGACAACCAAGAGCGCGCAAUGCAAACAAAAUUUCCCUCUUCGUAAAACUUGCGAAUUAUGGAUGUAAUCAGCAUUGUAAUCUGAAAUCAAAUGUAUUUGCAAAUUAUUAACACAAUCCAGCGUGCUGAACCCCCCGGAAUGGACUACACGCGAGACGGUGAAUAUAGCCUUCUCGCGCAAAUGCUUCCCUAUAAAUUGUUUUAAGAUAUUUUUUUAAGAGAUAAUUUUUCCUGUCCUCAAGGAACUAGGAAAACACAUUAAUUCAAGUUAGAUAAAUACUUAAUAUGCGUUCAACAUGUUCAUUGUUUCAAAGUUAUGCCUAGAAUAAACUUUUAGUUCUCAUAAAAGAUGCUUCUUUUAGUAUUUUGUUUUGAUUCCGUGGCUUUCAGUAGGAAGAGGUAUACAUAUUGCUUCAUUAGAGUCUGAUCAAUCAUACGUUUACAGGUUACAGAAACGCAUAGUAAUAGACCUGUGGAUAUAAAAUCAGCUGAACCGGCAAUCACUGUUUUCUGCGAUGAUUUUAAAGCAUUUCUCAGCAGCAAUGCGAGAAAACGAAACAAUCUGUUUGUUUAAACUUUUACUUUAUUCUUUCGGAAUAUGCAAUUACUUCCGCUCAUUUUCUCGUGUAAUGCAAAAUAUCCAGUUCAAAGCGUUUUGGAUGUAACGUAUAAAUUAAAAAAAUAGUUCCGACUGUUCAUAAUCGAUUAUGAAUGCUCUGCUCGUUUGGAUACAGUGGUGACUUCUGGGUACGUCAAUGCCACAUCGACCAGUCUAUUAUUAUGAGUAUCUGUCGCCCUUUUUCCCGUUUUCGAUCAAAACGGAUGCUCCAUUAAAAAGGUUUUCAUACCCAACAUCCGUUUCGAUCAAAUAUGAUAAUAGGGGCAUAUAUUACAGGAUAUACUUUGUUGGUAACAAUGUAGCAUAUAUUGAAUUAUUUUCUCUGGUACUUAUUACUGUACACAUGCAAUGUUUCCUAAAAAUAGUAAAGAAUUAACUUCAGCAGGGCAGUCACUGCUUUGUUUCAACACCUCUUAUACCCUCCUAAUAGUAACUCAACUACACAGUAAUCAAUCAAAACGAUAGAUACACUUUGCAUGUGGACCUACACACCGUAUAUGGACAAACAAAUUCAAUGUGAGCAUCGGUUCUCAAUGAUACUUUCGAUAAAGAAAAGCCAAAUUUCAAAUGUAUUACCAAAAAGAUAUCUCUCACUAAAUAAAACCACAUCAACUGAAUGAUAUAUUUUGGACGAUAUUCUUAACAAGCGUGUAGGGAAAGAUGGAAAAUAAAAAAGUGGGUCGUACGUAAGGAACUAACAUUAGCUAAGGCUAAGAAAUAGGAAGUUGUCAACAAAAAUAAAACAAAAUAUUCAAAACGAGCCAAUCAAUACAGAAUGUGGACUGCACUGGACAGACAUCGGAAAAUUGUCGUUGGAAAGUGUAGUAGUUCUAUAAUAGCGUAAUUUUAGACAGUUGUGGAAUUUUCGUUCGUUUUAUUUUCAAAGUGAUUGUAAGAGAAUUACUAUACAUGAAAAAUAAUCAUUACCAUAAUUUAUUGAA
Ochlerotatus camptorhynchus is the source of this 2661-nucleotide messenger RNA. RefSeq names its product myeloid leukemia factor (gene Mlf). Gene Ontology annotation, biological process: regulation of DNA-templated transcription. Bases 82 to 1023 code for a protein of 313 amino acids. The transcript has 4 exons. Gene Ontology annotation, cellular component: nucleus; cytoplasm. Lineage: Eukaryota; Metazoa; Arthropoda; Insecta; Diptera; Culicidae. The record is from RefSeq and is a predicted model, not a curated record.